Messenger RNA from Protopolystoma xenopodis, 567 nucleotides. The record is from the annotation of a GenBank genome assembly. Lineage: Eukaryota; Metazoa; Platyhelminthes; Monogenea; Polystomatidea; Polystomatidae.
AUGCAUGUCUCUGCAGUUGGUAUAAAAUCUACCAUUCCCCCAUUCCGCUGUCGCUGUGAUGCCCCUUGCCAUGAACAGGUAGCUCAGUUAUCUGACUUAUUUCAACCGAUAACAAAGUUGCCGGGCCGGCAGGCCGACAUGUCCAGACACCUCCUCCAUCGGUCGUCCGGCCAGUCUCUACAUGGAAAGACGGUAAGACAGACAAAUAUAAAUGUGUGUGUAUACAGAAUGGCUAGUAGGAUCAAGACAGACAUGAUGUGUACACAAAGAGGGUUUUGUCUGGACUGGGAAUAUGUAAAUGUACAUUUUAUUGUAAUGCCGCCCAGUCGGCCUGGCAACAAGGAUAGCGUUAUUGCCGGCUCCUUAGGCCUCCUGACCAAAGGCCCUCCCCCCCGGGGACCGUGCCCCUUUUGGUCGUGUUUACGUAAUCGGGGCGCUCUGAUAUCGCCAUAUCAACCAUGGCAGGCCUUCGACAUUUUCAUGAGCCUGAGUCGUGCUGCCGAAGUGAUAAUUGAGUUCCCCCCCCACCGGAGGCCCAAAGAAGGGCAGAUUUGUGAUCCCACCUGA